Procambarus clarkii (red swamp crayfish) is the source of this 2698-nucleotide messenger RNA. RefSeq names its product cytosolic iron-sulfur assembly component galla-1 (gene galla-1). Gene Ontology annotation, biological process: piRNA processing. The record is from RefSeq and is a predicted model, not a curated record. Lineage: Eukaryota; Metazoa; Arthropoda; Malacostraca; Decapoda; Cambaridae. Gene Ontology annotation, cellular component: mitochondrion. Gene Ontology annotation, molecular function: RNA endonuclease activity producing 5'-phosphomonoesters, hydrolytic mechanism.
GGUAAACUAUUAAAAGGAGACAGUAUAAGGAAGAUUAUAUCAGAAGAAUGCAAGAAAUUGUUGAAGUUAUAAGGUUGUAAAAUUAUGACGGAUUUGAUAAAAUAAGAGCAUAGCUUUAAUUUUGUCUAGCUUCACUGGUGACAAGGUUAAAUCACGACAAGUUCUUGAUUAAUAUCGAAUUUGUUCCAACUGUUCCUCAUUGUUCUCUGGCUACAUUGAUUGGCCUAUGUAUAAGGGUCAAAUUAAGUAGAAGUUUAGUGUGUCCAUACAAGGCUGACAUCAAUAUUGCACCUGGCACUCACAACACAGAAGUGGAAGUGAAUAAACAAAUCAAUGAUAAAGAGAGAGUGGCAGCAGCACUGGAGAAUCCAAACCUUUCUAAAGUAGUGGAGGAGUGCCUGACAGAUCGAGACUGCUAGAUUCAAAAUUUAUACGGGAAAUGUCAUUAUUUAGAUAUUCUGCAAUAGGAUUUUGUACUUUAGUUGGCAGUGAAGUAAUUAUACGGUGUCUAAAGAACAUUUACUGUUAUUUUGUUCAUCAUAAACUAUUUGAAAAUCAUGCUAACUUUAACACUGUGACUGAGAAUUCAAUGAUGUUCAGUGAAGUUAUUUUCUUUCCUGAUUAUGGUAUUGUGUCAGAAACCCAAUAUAAAGUGCAGGACCACAGUACAAACUUUAGCUGGUCAAAGAAUGAUAAUGCACCACAGUCACAGUCUUCUGAAGGCAAGAAACCCUCUAGAAUUCCUAAUAGGGAAGACACUAAACCAUCUGCUUGUUUAAGGAAAGGUAAUGGUAAUCAAGAUGUUCAGUGGGAAUUAAAAAGAAAUGCUUUUCUCAUCCCAAAGCCUAUGUUUAACACUCAUAGCAGCACCAGUCAACAAAAGGAAGUUGUAAGUUUGAAAACAAAGAAACAAAAUAAUUUCUCAAGUGUAAGUGAAUGUAAUGGUGAGGAUAACUUUGAGUGUGACCUUAAGAGCAACCCCUUUCUAAUCCCUUGCACUCUGAACCUGACCAGCCAUCACCAUGAUGUACCAACAAGUCAUAAUGGACAAAUACAUAACACUGAAGCUAUUGAAAAUAAAAUCUUCAAGCCAUAUGGCUAUCUGAAGAGAAGCACAUCACUCAUCCAUAUAAUAAACGCUUUGGAAUCAGCCAAAAGAUCUCUAAGUAUAUGCAUUUAUGUUUUAACAUGCAAGGACCUUCUGGAUGCUGUUGUAAGAGCAAAGCAACGUGGUGUUAGAGUGAGAGUGCUUUUAGAGACAGAAAUGGCAAGUUCCAGCGAGGUUGCCAUCAAAGUCUUUCACAAACACAAUAUAUUGUUUCGAUGCAGCAAACCCGCUCUUCUUAUGCACCACAAAUUUGCUGUGAUAGAUGCUCCAGAACAACAAUUCACCGCUGCCUCUUCUGAUACAUAUGUAGAAAGGAAACAAAAACUUAUUAACAGUGAACAAUGUGAAGUAGAUCAUAAUUAUUUGAAGGAUAGAAAUCAUACAGGAUCCAUUGUACAUUCUAGACUUUCAAAUCUGUGGAAAAAGAAUGAAACUUAUAAAUUCUUCUCAAAGUUGUUCAGCCAGUGUAAGACUCCUGCAGUUAAAGCACCUCAAAAUUACACUUGUGAUGGGGUGUUGUUGACUGGAUCGUUUAACUGGACUUGGAGUGCAGUUAUCAGUAACAAUGAAAACGUCAUUAUUACCAAUCAUCCACAAUUAGUGAACAAAUUUGCUCAUGAAUUUGAGAACCUCUGGACAAAUCUGGACAGAUAACUAUACAACUGUGAUUUAUAAAAGAUUAUAAUUGAAAACAAACAUUGACAUAAGAAAAUUACUUGGUAUUAUGGAUAUGUUUUUAAGAUUUUCUGUACAUUUAUUCCCAACCGGACAAUUUUUUUCUGUUGUGUAAUUGGAGUCAUUUGCACUAUUAGUGCAUUUUCCUAUCAUGGCUCUCUUCACAUAUUUGAAUAUUGUUGGUAAAUAUUAUUGUAGUUUUUUGGAGUCUUCAACUAAUAUUAGUUGGAGUAAAUAAUAAAGAUAUUAGUUGUAAUCACCAGUAGAAAUGCUGUAGUUUCAAGAUGAAAUCACAUUAGUAACUAUGUAUGACUCAUGUCAAUAAAUUUUAGUUGGGUGAAUUAAUUUGGCAGCUUUCCUAGAUAAAAAUGGUGCCUUAAUUCAUUCUUUAGCAAAUUAUUUUUUCUUGUAGGUUGUGAAUCACAUUUUGUUUGUGUAUCACCGUUCCUGGUUGGAACUUUACUCGGUUUAUCAUUUUCACAAAAAUCCUACCACAAUCUCUUAAGUCUUUGCAAAACUAACCAUGGAGAAAAUUUCAGACACACACACAUACAGUAUAACAGACUGUAUGAUACAAAACUCAAGAUGAGGUGAGCUUCCAAUUAUAAUUCUACUCUAGUACUGUACUUUGUCAGUAAAAUAAAAGUGAGCGAGCAAGUGCUAACUGUGAGCAGUAAACCCAUCAUUGUGGAAACAUUGAUUUCAUUAUUUCAAUACCAUUGGGAUUACAAUCAGCAGCUUAUCAGUCUUUUUGUAAGGAUUAAUGAAGAUGAGUAAUUCAAAAUCUUUUAAAAUAGAUCAUUCCAAUUGUCUUUGAAGCAUUUUACAGAGAGUUCAUUUCAAAAAACUAAGUAAUAGGUCAGUUGACUCGUGUACAUAUGUUUAUUAUUGAAUAAAAUGGGCCAUAACUAUUUC